AAUAUCGCACCGGUUUUCUGCAUCUCUAGGCAGAAUAAAAAUAAAAUCGUACGCAUUUGAUAAACAUACGUAUGAAGGUAGAUCAUUGAUAUGAAUAUGACGGGAUGUACAUUUGGUAAAGCUAGUUUUAUUACUGAGGAAUGGAAAAGUUGGUGCCGUCUCUGUGCAAAGGCUAAUUCUCAAUACAUAAACAUCAUAUCAGGACAGAGUCAGCUGCCCACGAUAAGUAAUAGGGGCUACGACUAUAAUACUAUUGCAACUCUUAUAGAAGAUUUCUUUCGGGUUCAUGUUAAAGAGGAUGAAAAGCUUUCGCAGUUGAUUUGUACAGAAUGUUACCAAGUAAUGAGUUCUAUAGUCAUAUUUAGAGAGCGUGUAAACAAAGUUCAGAAAAUGUACGACGAUUUGCAAUGUAAGAACUACUUAGGCGAACUCAAUUCAAAUACAUUGCUUGAGAAAUACGACUUAAUUGAAAAUGAACCAUUUUUAAUACCUUCUGCCACUAAACUUCCAGUUGAAGAAGUUUUCGUGGCCGAUUUGCCAAAUACAACUGCAUCGCAGUCAUCAGAAAUCGAAAUAAAAAGUGAGAAAAAUUUUGAUGAACUGCAGACGGAUAUUCUUGCAGCUGACUUAGAGAAAAUAGAUGAAUUCAAAGAUCCAUUUGGCGAUGCAGAAAGUAAUUACGAUGACCCAGAUUAUUCUCCGGCGGAAAGUAGUGAAGAUAGUGAUGAAGAUUUUGAAAUAAGAAAGGGUGAAUCAAAAAAUAUAACAGAACGGUCGGAAAAUAUCUGGAAUACAUCUACACAUGGCUUGAAGUAUAAGUACUCUUGCAAAAUGUGCUCUGAAAGUUUUAAAUAUAUCAGGGUUUACGGUGGUCAUAUGAAAAAGGCACAUGGUGAAAUAAUUUGUCCACAUUGCCCAGAUUCAUACAAACACACUCAUCAAUUAGAGUCGCAUAUGAAAGUUCACCCAAAGUCUUUUUCCUGUUCACAUUGCGAUAAAAGUUUCGCAACAAGACAACGUUUAGAAGGACAUAUAAAAUGUAAACAUGUAGCUCGGCCAUCGCUUAUUUGUGAAGUAUGUGGUGUGACUUUGCCCAGAAAAAAACAGCUAUCAGAUCACAUGUUGCAACACGCUGAUUAUGCCCCAUUUGAAUGUAAAGUUUGUGGUGGACGUUUCAAAUUAAAAAAACGUCUAAAGACGCAUAUGCAAAUACACGGAGACAAGCAUAUUUGUCCUCAAUGUGGCAAACAGUUGAGUACGCGAGCUAUUCUUAAGAGUCAUUUAUUGGUGCAUUCCGACAAGAUGUCUCAUAAAUGUGACUUUUGCGGCCGUCUCUUUAAGCGGCCAAGCGCUUUGAAAAACCACAUAAUUGCCCAUACUGACCUCAGACCUUACAAAUGCGACUUUUGUGAUAAAAGUUUCUCCACUGGGCCAAGUUGUCGCUUUCAUAAAAAAACUAUGCAUCCGACGGAAUUAGCUGCUCUAGAAGCAACAGGGGCUAAAGCUUAUACCAAAAAUAUACCUAAACUACACGUACUAAAAGAAGUGUCGAAAACUGGCAAGAACUUAAAACCACUGGCAUCCAAACAAAAUGGUUUUGGACAUUUUGAUAAGGAAUUUCAACAUAAACCCAAGACUACAGAUACACAGCCCAUAGCUGAUGCAACCAGCUUAUAUCGUCAGACAAAUGACCUUGGUCAGAAGUAUCUGAAAUAUAGAUCAACACUGUCAUAUGAACCAAAGAAUAAUAGUAAAAACAUAAAAGAAUGUAAAGACGACUUUCAAGAAUCGCAAAAAAUGCAGGUUAAAGAGCUAAAGCUCCUUUUAGAAGCUAUAGAGAGGAAAUUCGGUGAGCGUAUAGAUGCAAUGCAAAGAGUUCAAAAAACAUGCGAAAGGAGCAUUGCUGAGGCCAAUAAGACGAAAGCUGUAGCUGAAGAUGUGAAACAGCAUAGCCAAGAUCUAUGCGAAGCUAUGGUACGAAAUGAGAGUGAAAUCAAGAAAGAUAAGUCUAAAUACUAUAAUGUGCUCAUUGAAACGGACGUUGAUACGUUCUCGGCAGUGCUCAAAACCGAAAAAAUAAAUAUUGGCUGGGAGAAAUGUAGAGUACAAGAUGGUAUGGGUGUGUCACUCUGCUACAAAUGUAAGGGCUUCAAUCAUAUAGCUACGAAGUGCAAGGAUGAAGAGGUCUGUCUGAAGUGCUUGGAUAUUAAUAUAAACCUGAAUAUAACGUCGACAUAUAGUAAGAAACUGAAUGAGAUAUUCGCCCAUCAGGCUAUGAAACAGUUAAUUAACUUUAAUACUAGGGUUACUGAAUAUUCCGAAACACUGAUCGACUUAUUGUACGCGAACGCUAAGGAAGUGUCAUGUGAAAAAGCGAAGGAACAUAGAAUAUCGGAUCAUGAAACUAUAAUGUUCAAAUGCGAUAUAAAUAAACAAGGCCCUAUGAGUAAACUGUCUGAAAUAACUUUGUGGGAUGGGUACAGCCCAGACAACCUCAUAAAUCUUUUGCGACAAUGCCCCUUCGCUGACCUGAAUAGUCUCAGUCCUGAUGUAUCUAUAAUGUCGAAUAAGAAUUCAACUGUGGUAGGACAACUGGAAAAUAGUGCAGAAAAUUUUUUUGAUGAAAUAUGGAGGACUUGGUGCCGCCUCUGUUGCAAGGCCGAUAUUCAGUCCAUCAAUGUUAUAUCGGGUCAAUGUGGGAAUUCCAUUAAUGAAACUAGCUAUAGCUGCAAUAUAGACGCGGUACAGGUUAUAGGGGAAUUCUUCCGAGUUCAAAUUAAAGAGGAUGACAAACUGCCACAAGUUAUUUGUCAGGAGUGUUGCGGGAGGGUAAAAAACCUUAUUCAAUUCAGAGACCGCGUAAAUAAAACCCAACAAAUGUACGAAGAACUGCAGAAGUGUACAGACAAAGAAAACCUAGAUUUGAAUGGAUUACUUUCGAAGUACGGUGUAUUUAAAGACGAAUCGUUAAUAACUCAAUAUAGGAGUGAGCUUCCGGUUGAAGAAAUUUUCAUAUCCGAUCUGGUAUCAGUUACAUGCAAUGCUGACGCUGCGAACAUUGAUGUAAAAACUGAGAAGGUAUCUAUUGAAAAUCAGCCAAAUACCUUAAGAUCAAGUAAAAAAAUUGAAUCUCAAGAUCCGAUCGGCGACGAGAAUGUAAAACUUGACGAUAAAUCUUAUACAUCGUCCGAAGACGAAGACAGUAGUAGUAGCGAAUUUAGUUUCGGCGGCUUGGAUUCUGUAGAAUGUAGCGACACUGGAAGCCGUAGGAGUAGUGAAAAAAAGUCAAAAAAAUCCACAAGAACAUCUGAAGAUAUCUCUCGGGAAAUUCACCAUUCCUGCAGUAUUUGCUCACAGAGUUUUCAACGACGGAGUAAUUACUAUACACAUAUGAAAAAAAAACAUGGAGUUUUCAUUUGCUCACAAUGUCCGAGUUCCUUCAAAAGUGAAUUUGAUUUGCACGGACAUAUGAAAGAUCACCAAAAGCUGUAUAAUUGUCACUAUUGUGACCAAAAGUUCGAAAGAAAGGGUGGAAUGAUCAAACACAUAAGAAAUGAACAUGAAAAUAAUGGUAAAAAUGUAUUUAGUUGCCUGCAUUGUGACCGAAAAUUCGAAAGAAAGGGCGCAAUGAGCAGACAUAUAAAAAUUGAACAUAAACAUGAAAGCCCGUAUGUCUGCGACGCAUGUGGAGAAGCAGUCCUCUCAAAGAAACUAUUGAAACAACAUAUGUUGACCCACACUGACUUCACGCCCUAUGUAUGUAAAGACUGUGGAAAGGGAUUCAAAGAGAAAUAUCGCCUGAAGAGACACUUGGAAAUACAUGGAGAUAAGCUGAUUUGUACGGAAUGUGGCAAGCAGUUAAGUUGCCGAGCUACAUUCAAUAAUCAUAUGCUGGUGCAUUCCGAUAAGAUGCCCCACAGAUGUGAUUACUGCGGGAGAACAUUUAAGCGGGCCAAAACUCUUAAAUAUCACCUGAUUGCCCACACAGGCCUAAGACCAUAUUCAUGUGACUUUUGUGGAAAGACAUUUUCAACUGGGUCUAGUUGUCGCUUUCAUAAAAGGACUAUGCACCCGGCGGAGUUAGCUGAAUUAGAGGCUUCGGGAGCAAUACCAUAUACAAAAAACGUACCCGAUUUAAACACAUUGAAAGCAGUAGCGCGCAAGGGAGAAAAUUUAAUGCCACUUGCCUCCAAACAAAAGGGUUAUAUAAACUUAACAAACCUCAUAUCAAAUGAAGAGAAUUAUCCCGCAACAUCAACGAUAAGUAAAAUUAUCCAACACAUAAAACAGGAAACUCGAUGUACCUUUAACGUAUUGGAGGAAAGCUCGUCCUCAUUGCCAUCGCCUGGAUCGCCGAUAUUGUUCCCGAUAGAAGAAGAGUUUCAAGAUGUUCCGGCUGGUGACCCAGUGGCAUCAACGCCACAAUCAUCAACAAAAUUGCCGAGAAAAAGGCAUAGGACAAAUGAUGCUGACGACGAAUUUAAAGAGGUGUGUCAGAUGUACAAAGAAGUACACAAAGAUCGGCAGAAUGAAAACAAGGCCAUAUCUAUAAUGGCGAAUAAAAAUUUAACUGUGGAAGGACAAAUAGGUAAUAGUGCAGAAAACUUUUUUGAUGAAAUAUGGAGGAGUUGGUGCCGCCUCUGUGGAAAGGCCGAUAUUCAGUCCAUCAAUGUUAUAUCUGGUCAGUGUGGGAAUUCCAUUAAUGAAACCAGCUAUAGCUGCAAUAUAGACACAGUACAGGUUGUAGGGGAAUUCUUCCGAGUUCAAAUUAAAGAGGAUGAUAAACUGCCACAAGUUAUUUGCCAAGGGUGCUGCGGGAGGGUAAACAACCUUAUUGAAUUCAGAGACCGCGUAAAUAAAACCCAACAAAUGUACGAAGAACUGCAGAAGUGUACAGACAAAGAAAACCUAGAUUUGAAUGGAUUACUUUUGAAGUAUGGUGUAUUUAAAGACGAAUCGUUAACUCAAUAUAGAAGUGAGCUUCCGGUUGAAGAAAUUUUCAUUUCCGAUCUAGUAUCGGUAACUUGCAAUGCUGACGCUGCGAACAUUGAUGUAAAAACUGAGAAGGUAUCUAAUGAAAACCAGUCAAAGACCUUAAGAUCAAAACAUGGUAAAAAAACUGAAUCUCAAGAUCCGAUCGGCGACGAGAAUGUAAAAUUCGACCACGAAUCUGGUACAUUGUCUGAAGACGAAGACAGUAGUAGUAGUGAAUUUAGUUUCGGAGGCUUGGAUUCUGCGGAAAGUAGCGAUACUGAAAGCCGUAAGAGAAGUGAAAAAAAGUCGAAGAAAUCCACAAACACCUCUGAAGAUAUCUCUCAGGAAAUUGACCAUUCCUGCAGCAUUUGCUCACAGAGUUUUCAACGGCGGAGUAAUUACUAUACACAUAUGAAAAAAAAACACGGAGUUUUCAUUUGCUCACAAUGCCCGAGUUCUUUCAAAAGUGAAUUUGAUCUGCAGGAACAUAUGAAAGAUCACCAAAAGCUCUAUAAUUGUGAGCAUUGUGACCAAAAAUUCCAAAGAAAGGGUGCAAUGAACAAACACAUCAGAAAUGAACAUGAAAAAAAUAUUAAAAAUUUGUUUAGUUGUCAGCACUGUGACCAAAAAUUCGAAAAAAAGAUUGCAAUGAGCAGACAUAUAAAACAUGAACAUAAACAGGAAAGUCCAUAUGUGUGCGCCGCAUGCGGAGAAGCAGUACUCUCAAAGAAACUAUUGAAACAACAUAUGUUAACCCACACUGACUUCACGCCCUAUGUAUGUAAAGAAUGUGGAAAGGUAUUCAAAGCGAAAAACAUCCUGAAGAGACACUUGGAAAUACAUGGAGAUAAGCUGAUUUGUAAUGAAUGUGGCAAGCAGUUAAGUUGCCGUGCUACAUUCAAUAAUCAUAUGCUGGUGCAUUCUGAUAAGAUGCCCCACAAAUGUGAUUACUGCGGAAGAACAUUUAAGCGGGCCAAAACUCUUAAAUAUCACCUGAUUGCCCACACAGGCCUAAGACCAUAUUCAUGUGACUUUUGUGGAAAGACAUUUUCAACUGGGUCAAGUUGUCGCUUUCAUAAGAGGACUAUGCACCCGGCGGAGUUAGCUGAACUAGAGGCUUCGGGAGCAAUAGCGUAUACGAAAAACGUACCGGAUUUAAAUACAUUGAAAGCAGUGGUGCGAAAGGGAGAAAAUUUAAUGCCACUUGCAUCCAAACAAAAGGGUUAUACAAACUUAUCAAAUCUAUCAAAUGAAGAGAACUAUUCCUCAACAUCAACGCUAAAUAACAUUAUACAACAAAUAAAACAGGAUUAAAAAAUUAUUGUAGUAGAUAAGAUACAUAUGAAGAACUAAUAUUAUUUUC
Molecule: messenger RNA, 6337 nt
Organism: Rhagoletis pomonella (apple maggot)
Lineage: Eukaryota; Metazoa; Arthropoda; Insecta; Diptera; Tephritidae
Exons: 17
Coding region: 91-6288 (2065 amino acids)
Biological process (GO): regulation of DNA-templated transcription
Cellular component (GO): nucleus
Molecular function (GO): RNA polymerase II cis-regulatory region sequence-specific DNA binding; zinc ion binding; DNA-binding transcription factor activity, RNA polymerase II-specific
Source: RefSeq, a predicted model, not a curated record